Messenger RNA from Mycena citricolor, 3367 nucleotides. NCBI's taxonomy places the organism in Eukaryota, Fungi, Basidiomycota, Agaricomycetes, Agaricales, Mycenaceae. The record is from the annotation of a GenBank genome assembly.
AAAAACUUGAGAUUCGAUCAGAGCACUGAUGGCUUGCCCCAACAAUAGGUGCAAAUAUUGGAAUGUACCGCGCCUGAUCAUCGCCAACUUCGACCGGCUUGUCAUGGUCGCUCAGACGACUUCUCAGUCCAAUGGCGUCAAGACCAUCAAGUCCAAAAACCAGCUCCGUCGUCUCAAGCAGAAGCAGAAGAAGGAGCUCGCUGCUCAAAAUCCACAGGAGACACCUCGAGAUGACGGGGAUGCCAUGAAUGUGGAUGAGGAGGAAAAUGUUGAGUACGUGACCGAGCAAUUGGAUGCCAACGGCUCCGUUAUGGACUCGUUUUCCGAUGUCUUUGCUCGUUUUCAGGCUCCUCCAGAGGAAUCUGCCGCUAAGGAAAGCAUUCCGUCGAAAGGAGAAGUCAUAUACUCGGACGAUGAAAUGGCGUCUGAGGGCGAUUCGGACGCUGAGAGCAAACCUCUGUCAAAGAAGAAACAACGGAAGCUUUCCCGUUUAACUGUUGCGGAGCUGAAGCGAUUAGUGAAGAAACCGGAAGUUGUCGAAUGGACGGAUGUCACAGCAGCUGAUCCUCGUCUUCUUCUGCACCUCAAAUCCUAUCGCAACACAAUUCCUAUCCCUAUCCACUGGUCCGCGAAACGCGAUUAUCUUCAAGGCAAGCGCGGUAUCGAAAAGCCUCCGUUCCAAUUACCUGCCUACAUUGCCGACACUGGGAUCGGUACGAUGCGAGAUGCGGUGAAGGAGAAGGAGGCCAAUAUGAGCUUGAAACAGAAGACGAGAGAGAGGGUUCAACCCAAGAUGGGCAAAAUCGACAUUGACUAUCAGAAGCUUCACGACGCUUUCUUCAAAUUUGCCACAAAACCUGUUACCACUGGUUACGGAGAGAUGUACUACGAAGGAAAAGAAUUCGAGACCUCUCUGAAAGAGAAGAGACCUGGAGACCUCUCUCCUGAACUGGUCGAAGCCCUGUCGAUCCCACCACUGGCGCCUCCGCCUUGGCUAAUCAGCAUGCAGCGUUUUGGUCCUCCACCAAGCUAUCCCACUUUGCGAAUUCCCGGCCUGAAUGCACCAAUUCCUGAAGGAGCACAAUGGGGCUUUCACCCUGGAGGUUGGGGUAAGCCCCCACUUGAUGAGUAUAAUCGACCGUUGUACGGCGACGUGUUUGGUGCGUUACCAAAGGUUGGAGGCGGCGACACUGACAUGGGCGAACCGAUCGAUAAAACGACGUGGGGUGAGCUUGAGCCGGACGAAGAAGAGGAGGAGGAGGAAGAGUCGUCAGAAGAGGAGGAGGAGGAGGAGGAUGACACCCCAGCUCCAGGCGAUGGCAUGCAAACACCGUCGGGUAUGGAAACGCCUUCAGGCAUGACCAGUGUGGUGUCAACCGUGGCUGGUGGUUUGGAAACACCCGAUUUCUUGGAGUUGCGCAAGGGCCGGACCGCGGACGUACAAGAUUCCGGACCAAAAUCUCUGUACACGGUUGUGCCAGAGAGGCAGGCCAGCGUGAGGGGAUUGAUGGGCAGCGAGCGAGGGUACGACGUCAGCGGGCUCGCGCAUGCCAACGUUCCCGUGUUGGGCGAAGAAAGAUCUUCCAAACGCAAGAACAAUGGCGUGGAGGUUUCUAUUGAUGCAUCUGAGCUGGAAGGCAUCUCUGCUGAUGAAUUGCGUCGGAAGUACGAUGCCCAUUCCAGAGGUUCUGCCGGCGUUCCUGGUUCCAAAGAUGACUUCUCGGAUUUCGUGGCCAAGGAAGCCGCCAGUCGUGCCAAAAAGCAGAAGGCACAAGAGCGAGAUCGGGACUCUAAGAAGAAAGAGUUUAAAUUCUAGUUGCUAGAUGUGUAUUUGCCUGAUAUGGUUCGAAUUCGCUGCGGGACAUACUCCUAUGAACACACCGCGUCGGUAUCUCAACGUGGCGUGUCAAUUCAUGCUAGAAAUCAGAGAGUACUGGAGGGACUGUUUGAUUUCAAGCGCUUGCCACCGGCUGAGCGCGGUUUCGAUCAGUCACAUGUUUAUUUCCUGUUUCACUUGCCUUGAAAGCACUCCUUAUCGGGCUACCUACUGGUAGGCAGAGCAACGGCACAGUUCAACCCGCUCUGCGUUCAGCGGACGAGUCUCGUUCUAAAUGAGUACCCAAAGCGAGGGCGGGAUCCCUGACGUCGGGACGCCAUUGACGCCUUCUCAUCUUUCUGGGACGCGUUCCUCCCGCAAACCUGGAACUAUUCGGACAGUCGCCAAAUCUGGCGCAUCGAAAGAGAGCAGGCCGUCCCGAUCUACAUCUUUGUCGCGGAAAAAUAACGCCAGCCCGAGAUUACCGCAUGACGAGCAGGCGGUCGUUGCACCGAGUACGAUGUUGUAUUGGUCCAAAGCUCCGAUCUUCGGGUACAUACCUCAUCGGGUGAUGCGUGCGCAUUCUGUGACGCUUAUAGACACAGUGGGUUGGCUCUUCGGUGGAUGCGACGACCAGAUUUGCUCAAACAGUGUGUUCUCAUUUGAUACCGAAACCAUGCUGUGGUGUCGUAUCGAUGUUGCGGGUGAAUUGCCACCGCCGUCUCGUGCCCACACUGCCACUGCUGUUGACCGCAAGAUCGUUGUUUACGGCGGCGGACAGGGCUCUACAUAUUACGAUACCGUGUACGUCCUGGACACUGUGUCCCGUCGCUGGACUAGGCCAACAGUUACGGGUGCCACUCCGCCUCCUCGAAGAGCGCAUACGGCGGUGUAUCUUCGCGGCAAGAUUUACAUAUUCGGCGGGGGCAAUGGGAUGACUGCUCUCAAUGAUGUAUGGACCUUGGACGUCAGCAAUCCCGCGAGAAUGCACUGGGAAGAAAUACCGACAUCUGGGCGCAAACCCGGUCAUCGUGGCUAUCAUACGGCUACCCUCAUUGGGAACAUCAUGGUCGUUAUUGGAGGGAGUGACGGCAAAGAUUGCUUCAGCGACAUCUGGUGUCUCAAUCUUGAUUCUCGGCGGUGGACCAAAUUGACCUUGGACACACCGCACCGGCGACUGUCACAUGCUUGCUCUGCUGUCGGAUCGUAUCUGUUUAUCACGGGAGGACAUGACGGAACGCGAUAUUGCAGUGAGCUAUUAUUCUUCAAUCUAACAACUCUCCAAUUCGAGACCAGAGAGACGAUGGGCAAGGGACCAGGACCCAGGGGAUACCACGUCACUUUGCAGGCAGACAGCAGACUGUUUGUGUUCGGAGGGUUCAGUGGCACCACGUCUCUGGACGAAGUCUAUCUGCUGGACCUUGCUGGGGCUGCUUAUCUACCGCAGGUCACCCAGUUUGACAUGCAGACUUUAAUGGAGUAAUUAGGAUCUGUAUAAUGGGAUCUGUAUAAUGUAGCUACAAGUCAAUGUAUUGUUACUUACCGAGCAAA